AUGGAGUGUUACAACAGGUAUCUACCGGGUAAUAAUAAAGCAUUUGCUCAUUAGUACAUGUAACUUUAGUUUGAGGCCCUUGUUAAAACUUACAUAGCUGCCACUUUUUCUGUCAUAUGUGCACUGUAUGACCUCAGCAAGAAGCACACAGGCCAUAAAUCUUCAGCCUGUAGAGCAUGGCAGCGGGCUUUUAGCCAGACAUUCUAAACUGGCAAUCCUGAAGGCAUGUUUUCCCAUAAAAAUUAUUAGAGAUUAAGUGAAUUUUCCUGUUUUUUUUUUUGUUUUUUUUUUCAAAAAAUAGAUGUCCAUAGGAUGGCUGGCACCCUUCUGGCUAAAACCUUGUAUUCUAGUCUCAACAAUGAUACCUCUUUGGUAGUGCUGACCUUUAAGGACUGGCCCUUUUAUCUUUUAAGAAAUAAUAAUGAUGUAGUAAUUCAAAGAAAAUUCUAUAUUACACUGAGCACUGUAUGUUUGUAUUUUUGUGCCUGGAUAGUGCUGUAUUACAGUGUACAGUCUGUACACAUAAUUAUGUGGUGGUGUCUUCAUUUGAUUUCUCAUCAUAAUAAUUAGGUAUUUUAUUCAAAUGUUUGAUACAGUGAUAUUCCCUUGCAUUUUGCUUCAGCUGCCACUAAAUUACUUCGCUUUAAAAUUGUGUAGAUUUUCAGGUUGUCUUUGGAUAAAUGACGCUUUUCAAGUCAGUACAAACAAGCUGACAUUUAUGGAUCUGGAAGUAAAGAUCAAAGAUAAGAAUACCAUUUUUAGCAGAAUCAUUUUAGGACAGGUGGGUGUAUAUAAUGAUAUAAGGCCAAGUUGA
Molecule: messenger RNA, 814 nt
Organism: Porites evermanni
Lineage: Eukaryota; Metazoa; Cnidaria; Anthozoa; Scleractinia; Poritidae
Source: the annotation of a GenBank genome assembly